This is a messenger RNA of Fraxinus pennsylvanica, 1302 nucleotides long. Lineage: Eukaryota; Viridiplantae; Streptophyta; Magnoliopsida; Lamiales; Oleaceae. The record is from the annotation of a GenBank genome assembly.
AUGGGAAGUCAAAUCAGCAGAACAACUGGGCAAAAUGGUAGCCGCCGCCGCCAACCGCCAUCGCCAUCACCGGAGCCAACGGCGCGAACGACCUCCAGCUCUGACACAGAGGUGACACCGGAGGGAUCCACCAGUCACCGCCACCCUCCAACACCGGAGCCACCAGCUCGAACGACUUCCAAUUCCAACACAGAGUCAACUCCAGGGGAAGCUGAUCUGAGCUCCUACGAGGCUGCGUGCCAAGUCGAUCCGGACCUUCGGACCUUCGACUCGACUCUCCAAGUCCGCACAAGGCAAGCCAUCAACUCCAUAGCCAUUGGCUUAGAGGUUCGUUCCCUGUCCCUUGACUCCCUCCGGGAAGUCACUGAAUGCCUUCUUGAAAUGGACCAAGAAGUGGUUAAAAUUAUUCUUCAAAACAAGGAAGACAUCUGGAAAAAUAAAGAACUAUCGGAUCUUGUUGAUGAUUAUUUCAAAAAUAGUCUUCAAAUGUUAGAUUUUUGUAUUGCCCUCGAUUCGUGUCUAAAGCGAGCCGGGCACAUGGAGUCUAUAAUCAAUGUAGCCCUCCGAGUAUUUGAGGAAGAACAUUACCGUAUUCCUGGAGAAGGGGGAGUGAAAAGUUAUUCAAGAACUUUGGAGGAAUUGAGGAAUUUAAAGGGGAUGGGCGGUCCGUUCACAGAGGAGUUCUUUAAAAUGUUUUCCACAGUUUAUAAUCAGCAAAUUUUGAUGUUAGAGAAAUUGCAAGCGAAAAAGAAACAGCUUGACAAAAAGUUGGGGAGAAUGAGGACUUGGAGGAGGGUAUCGAACGUGAUAUUUGUGGUGGCAUUUGCCUCGGUUCUGAUAUGCUCGGUGGUGGCAGCUGCAGUUACUGCCCCACCUGUAGUGACAGCUCUGGCUGCAGCAGCUGCCGCGCCUUUAGGGUCAAUGGGGAACUGGCUUAAUACAAGUUGGAAGAAGUGGGAGAAGGAACUAAGGGGGCAAAGGGAGAUAAUUACUUCAAUGCAGAUUGGAAGUUACAUCGUUAUUAAGGACUUAGAUAGCAUAAGGGUGCUUGUUGACCAGUUUCAGAUUAAGAUCGAGGCUUUGUUGGGGAAUGCAGAUUUUGCAUUGAGACAGGAUGGCGCGGUGGUUAUUGCAGUGGAGGAGAUUAGGAAGAAAGUGAGUGACUUUAUGAAGAUCAUUCAAGAUUUGAAUGAGCACGCAGAUAAAUGUACCCGAGAAACAAAGAUGGCAAGGGCUUUAAUAUUGCGGAGGAUCAUAAAUCACCCUAGCAGCUUGAAUCAGGACUUUGGUAUGUUUUCCUAA